AUGGUUCGACAAAGUCAGAGAAAGAAGGCGCGCCUUCCAGAACGUUUUCGCAAUGGAGAGGAUCAAGAAGAUUCUUCUUCAUCCCAAUCUGCUGCGCCAGCUCCCACCACACCUGCUUCAAUUGCUUCUGCAUCCUCAACUGCUCCACGACCAACUCCUUCAUAUUCUUCUUCCUCCUCACCAAAUUUUACACUUGACUCUCCUACUCCGGUCGUUAGAAGAGCUGGUAAAGUCUGUAGAGAAGAACAAAAAGCUAUGUUGCCGACAAGAGCUGAGGUAGAAGGUUCGCCGGAAUCAGAUGUCGAAGAAUCUCCAGAUUCUAGUGCGUCAGCUCAGCCAAUUGAGCCUGCCCAGCCGCCAGUUCGCACGCCUGCUGAUGACUAUGACAUCAAUUCGCCUUAUUUUGGCUUGAACCACACACCAGAGUGGGAUGGUUUGGGAAUCAAUAUCGAUGAUCGAAGCCAGGAGAGAUGGUUUCCUCCCGGAUUGAUGGCUCCUCCUUCUUACGACUCCCUUUCCAGCGCUGCGAAGCUGAUGCUCUUCCACGAGCUCACCAAGAUGAUGUCAUUCAAGAAUCUCGUCUCGUUCCUCGGAAUCACCGAUCUUCAACUCAACGAUUUCGCCAAAAUUUACGAAGCCGAGACCCAGCGGGAUGAACUGGAACGUGAGCUCACACAUCUUGCGAUGAACCGAUUGGACAGUAUUCGAAGAAACGAGAACCGCUGUGUCACAGUUGAGGAUUUCGACUUGGCUUUAUUGGAGGAGGUCGAUUGGAAGCUAACAAAUACAGUUCUUGAAUCCCCAAUCUCGCUUUCGGACAUUGGAAAGGCUAUCGGCUUUCUUCAGAGCUGUCAUGGCUCCCAAAUUGCUGGAAAUCAGUUGAACAAUGGCCGAGGCAGAAACAAUAACACGCUCUCAUUGUCUGAAGUUAAUGAAGUGAUUACGGAGAUGGGACGAUAUGCUCGGCUUGGUAUUAGCUUUCACUGGGACUUUGAACAUGAGUUGGGCUUGAGAGAAUAUAUCGCGAGCGAGACUAUUCUUGCUAGGGGUGUUGGAGGAGUCGUGCUUUCUGGUGACGAGGCCGAGCAACCAGCUCAACCUCCCACUGGUCGACCAAAGAAGCGGGGCAAGCAUUUCGCUAACAAGCCCCUUCGCAACAAAUCAGAUCUCUUGAAAAUGGUCUUACCUUCCAAGUUGCAGCAAACGGAGAGCAUUGGAGACGAGGCUGGAAAGAAGGCUGAGGGUGGUGGUUUGAGCAAGGGAAAGGGUCGGGGAAAUUGA
Molecule: messenger RNA, 1281 nt
Organism: Botrytis porri
Lineage: Eukaryota; Fungi; Ascomycota; Leotiomycetes; Helotiales; Sclerotiniaceae
Exons: 2
Coding region: 1-1281 (426 amino acids)
Source: RefSeq, a predicted model, not a curated record